AUGAUGAUCGAAGCCAAAGAAAAACAUGAACGUGAAGAAGAGGAUCGCAAGCGACGUAUACAAUUAUAUGUUUUUGUUUCACGUUGUAUAUCGUAUCCAUUCAAUGCCAAGCAGCCGACUGACAUGACCAAGAGGCAGCCUAAAAUAGUCAAGCAACAAUUGGAAACAAUUACUCAGCGAUUUCAAGCUUUUCUAAAGGGUGAAACACAAAUAAUGGCUGAUGAAGCCUUUCAAAAUGCUGUACAAAGUUAUCAUGAUGUUUUCUUGAAAUCAGAGCGCGUACAAAAAAUGGUACAAUCGGGAGCGUGCUCCCAACAUGAUUUUCGUGAGGUUUUCCGAAAUAAUAUCGAGAAACGCGUGAGGUCUUUACCUGAAAUCGAUGGCCUAAGCAAGGAGACGGUUCUUACUUCGUGGAUGGCCAAAUUCGACAUUAUACUUAAAGGCACUGGUGAAGAAGAUUCCAAACGACCUUCCAGAAUGCAGCAAUCACUCAACAGUGAAUUGAUUUUGUCUAAGGAACAGUUGUACGACAUGUUUCAACAGAUUUUGAGUGUUAAGAAAUUUGAACACCAAAUUCUAUUCAACGCGUUAAUGCUGGAUUCAGCCGAUGAGCAAGCAGCUGCAAUCCGUCGUGAGCUAGACGGUCGAAUGCAACGAGUUAGUGAAAUGGAAAAGAACCGAAAACUAAUGCCAAAGUUUGUUCUAAAAGAGAUGGAGUCUCUUUAUAUUGAGGAGUUAAAAUCAUCAAUAAACCUGCUAAUGGCGAAUUUGGAGUCCUUACCAGUAUCUAAGGGAAAUAUGGAUAGCAAAUAUGGAUUACAAAAACUCAAACGAUACAAUCAUAGCACUCCAUCCUUUCUGAAGAUGAUACUGCGAUCACAUGGCUCACUUUCAAAAUUGGAAGGUGAUGUAGAUGAGGGCAUAACGCAACUAACGAAAUUGGAUGUUGUACUUACAUUUCAAUUGGAAGUUAUUGUCAUGGAAGUUAAGGGUCUAAAAUCUUUGGCGCCCAAUCGAAUUGUGUAUUGCACCAUGGAGGUAGAAAAUGGUGAAAAACUACAAACCGAUCAAGCGGAGGCUUCAAAACCAAUGUGGGAUACCCAAGGUGACUUCACAACAACACACCCCUUGCCAAUAGUUAAAGUAAAGCUAUAUACAGAAAACCCUGGGAUGUUGGCAUUAGAAGACAAGGAACUGGGCAAGGUUACAAUAAAACCAACACCACUUUCAUCGAAGUCCCCCGAAUGGCAUCGACUGGUGGUGACCAAAAAUCUUCCAGAUCAAGACCUCCGAAUUAAGAUUGCUUGUCGGUUGGACAAACCUUUAAAUAUGAAGCACUGUGGGUACCUUCAUGCAAUUGGUAAAUCAGUUUGGAAGAAGUGGAAGAAACGGUAUUUCGUGUUAGUUCAGGUGUCCCAGUAUACAUUCGCAAUGUGUAGCUACAAAGAGAAGAAGUCUGAACCAUCGGAAAUGAUGCAAUUGGAUGGAUAUACAGUUGAUUACAUAGAAGCGGCGAGCGCCAAUUUAAUGUUUGGCAUAGACUUAAAUGGAGGCCGUUAUUUUUUCAAUGCAGUUCGAGAAGGUGAUAGUAUUGUUUUUGCAUGCGAUGAUGAAAAUGAAUGUAGUCUCUGGGUCAUGGCUAUGUAUAGGGCUACGGGACAAUCGCACAAGCCCACGCCUCCAGUAACCCAGGAUAAAAACUCGGCGAUAUCAAAAAUACAAGGCGAUGCCGACAAAGCUCGAAAGCAUGGAAUGGAAGAUUAUAUAAGUGCAGAUCCUUGCUCAUUCGACCACGCUGCUCUUUUCAAAGUACUACAAAAUCUCACGCUCGAGUAUCGUCUUAACGAUCCCUAUGCGUCAUUGGGUUGGUUCAGUCCUGGCCAGGUCUUUGUGCUCGAUGAAUAUUGUGCGCGAUAUGGAGUGCGUGGUUGUUACAGACAUCUGUGUUAUUUAUCAGAUUUGUUAGAUCGGGCAGAAAAACAGUAUAUGAUCGACCCCACGUUAAUACAUUACUCAUUUGCGUUUUGUGCUAGCCAUGUGCAUGGAAAUAGACCCGAUGGCGUUGGCAGCAUAACGCACGAGGAAAAGGAAAAGUUCGCUGAAAUUAAAGAGCGACUUCGGAUAUUACUUGAAUAUCAAAUAACGAAUUUUCGCUUUUGUUUUCCAUUUGGUCGUCCGGAAGGUGCUUUAAAAGCUACUCUGUCUCUCUUAGAGCGUGUACUCAUGAAAGACAUUGUUACACCCGUACCACCAGAAGAAGUACGUAUGAUGAUUAAGAAGAGUUUAGAAACAGCAGCCCUAGUUAAUUAUACACGACUUUCUUCUGAAGCGAGAAUUGAAGGUACGUUAACGAUAUAA
This is a messenger RNA of Bactrocera tryoni, 2358 nucleotides long. It is a transcript of the gene Cadps, whose product is annotated as calcium-dependent secretion activator. The record is from RefSeq and is a predicted model, not a curated record. Bases 1 to 2358 code for a protein of 785 amino acids. The transcript is spliced from 14 exons. Gene Ontology annotation, biological process: synaptic vesicle exocytosis; dense core granule exocytosis. NCBI's taxonomy places the organism in Eukaryota, Metazoa, Arthropoda, Insecta, Diptera, Tephritidae.